AUGCACUGCUGGCAUCGGAUAAAGAGUCGGCAGAAGAGGAGGACUCUAGAAAUGGAUAUUCAUGAAGAAGAUGCCCAAAGUGUCGACGAUGACACUACUUCUAAUAUAUCAGAAGCUCAGUUGGAGAUGGAAGUUGAUGAGUCUCCUUCUCCACUGGAUGGAAGACAAGUAAAAUUAGGUAAUACACAUUUUACUUGUAUUGGAAACAUGUUGUUGCCCCAAAAAAGAGUUUUUGAGGGCAAGGAAAAGCGAGGAUACCCUACCUACAAAUGGAGUACUAAGCCACCGCCUCCUCAACGAACUCCUGGUAGGAAUAUAGUCCCAUAUUGA
Molecule: messenger RNA, 330 nt
Organism: Parnassius apollo (apollo)
Lineage: Eukaryota; Metazoa; Arthropoda; Insecta; Lepidoptera; Papilionidae
Source: the annotation of a GenBank genome assembly